AUGAAAUAAGAAUUUUGUUUGAUCGAGGGACAUGAUAAAGAGGAGCUAAAUUAUAUAUGUAAUGAAUUGUAAUGUAUUGACCUUAAAAAUAAUAAACUUCUCUGUUAAAAAUGUUUGUGUUAACAUAGAGGGGUGAAUUAUAAUGUAUUAAGAGGGAUGGCCAUUAAUAAUUACAAUCAAUACAUCUAAAUUUUGUAAAGUGAUAUAGAUGAAAAUGAGAACUUAAAAAAAAGUGUGGAAUAAUCUAUUAAAGAGAUUUAAGGAAAGAUCAUGAAAAUGCUUUCUGAUUUGUAAAAAAGUAUUUUUACUUUUGUUGAUCAAUAAAGUUAAAAAUUAAAUACCAAUAAAACUAAAGCAUAAUAGUUAAUGCAAGAUUCAAAUCCUUCGCUUGAUAUCUAUAUAUUUUUUGCUAAGUUUUCAGAUAAAAUAGCUCAAAGGAAAUAAGAAAUUACAAAAUAAUAAGUUAAGAAAAUUAUUAAUGAUUUAGUUGAUGAUCUCAAUUAAAAAUUAGAAUAUCUCAAGUAAUAGGAUAUUAAUGAAUAUAAAAUUAUUGAAAUUGAACUGCAAUCAUUUCAAAUAGAAUCAAUUUUUUAGCCAAAACUUCCUUACAGCUAUUGCAAUCAGCAUUUCACAACUAAAUCUUCAAUUUGUAUAGACAUUAAUUGCUUAUAAUCAAGCGAUUUAGAUUAUCAUUGUUUAAGAUGCUGCAAAACUACUCAUGUUGAACAUUUUAAAAAUGAUUUAUUAGAGGAAUAUGAUAAAUUGAAAAAAGAAUAGAAAAUAAAAUAAAAUUUUUUAGUUAAUGAAAAACAAAAAAUUAAAGACAAUACUUAAAAAUUGGUUAAUGACUAGAUAAAUUAGUUAAAAGUUGAACAGAAAGAAUAAUAUUUGAAAUAUGAAACUACUAUUGAAAAUAUCAAGAGUCUUUAAUAAUAAUUUGAAAUUAAUUUGUCAGUUUAAGAUACUAAAUAUGUAUUUGGCGAUUUACUGUUAUAAUUCAUUACCACUAAAGAAGAAGAACUAUAAUUGUAACUAAAUCAUGUACAAAAAAAUUUGGAAGAAAAGCUUAAAUGUUGUAAAAUGUAAGAUAAGUAAACAUUCCUAGAACAAUGCAAAUAACUAUAAAUAAAAUAAGAUGAAGUUUUCAAACUUGAAAAAACUGUACAAGAAUUAUAAUCCAUAGUUGAUAAAAAGGACUAACUGUUAAAAACUUAAUCUUCAGAAAAUAUACUUAAUUUGAUAUAUACAAAUACAUAACAAAUUAUCAGAGAAAAGGAUAAAUAAACAAAAAUUACUGAAUAAUAAUCAUAAUAAUCAUAAUAAUAAUAAUAAUCAUAAUAAUCAUAAUAAUCAUAAUAAUCAUAAUAAUCAUAAUAAUCAUAAUCAUUAAGAAAUUAAAUUUUAAAUCCUAAUAAUAAAAAAUUACCAUAUUGA
Molecule: messenger RNA, 1434 nt
Organism: Paramecium primaurelia
Lineage: Eukaryota; Ciliophora; Oligohymenophorea; Peniculida; Parameciidae
Source: the annotation of a GenBank genome assembly